Molecule: messenger RNA, 3016 nt
Organism: Pyrus x bretschneideri (Chinese white pear)
Lineage: Eukaryota; Viridiplantae; Streptophyta; Magnoliopsida; Rosales; Rosaceae
Product: TMV resistance protein N-like
Exons: 2
Coding region: 1508-2560 (350 amino acids)
Molecular function (GO): protein binding
Source: RefSeq, a predicted model, not a curated record
CGAAGCACUUGAGCUGUUUAGCCUGCGCGCCUUUAAAAAAGACCAACCUGACGAAGAUUUUUUGGAACUGUCUAAGCAUUUCCUAGAUUAUGCUAGAGGCCUUCCAAUAGUUCUUAAAACCUUGGGGUCUUCUUUGUAUGCGAGAGGUCAAGAUGCAUGGAAUAGUGUACGAGAUAAUCUAAGGAAAAUUCCUAUUCCAACAGUUUUUGAUUCACGCAAAGUUAGUUAUGAUGGACUAGAAAAGACGGAGAAGAGAAAUUUUAUCGAUGUUGCGCGUUUCCACAAAGGGAAGUCCAUGACGGAAGUAUUGAGGAAACUAGACAAUUCAUUUGGAAUUUCUAGUAGUAGUAUGAUAGAUGUACUAAUUGAGAGAUCUCUCAUAUACAAUGGUUACGGAAACGGGAUAUGGAUGCAUGAUUUGAUACAAGAAAUGGCAUGGGCAAUUGUUCGUGAAGAGUCUGAAGAGCUUGGUCUACGUAGUAGGUUGUGGCUUUCUGAUGACAUUUUUCAUAUACUUACGACCAAUUCGAUAAGAAGUUAAAUUCCAAGUUUGAAAGAAGAUAUGAUUUCUUUUGACACUAUAUUAGACUUGAUUGUCAAAUUAAUUUGUCCUUUUUUCUUAAUUGUUAGGGGUCAAGAGCAAUUGAAGCUAUAUCUUUAUGCCUAUUCAAUGUAGAAGAGGUGCCCCAAUGGAAUUGCGAAGCCUUCUCUAACAUGCAUGGACUGAGGUUUUUGGAAUUUACUAAUUUGAUCUUUUCUUCAAGCCCCAAAUUUCUUCCAAGUUCCUUGAGAAUUAUAAAUUGGAGUUCCUAUCCUUCCAAGUUUCUUCCAACCAGCUUUCGCCCGUACUUGCUUACUGAACUUAACAUGCCUUAUAGCAAUCUUGUUCGGCUUUGGGAGGGAAAAAUGGUAAGAGUGGUAUUAAAUAAAUCCCUAGUCAGUACUCAUUUUCUAAUUUUGUCCAAUGAUAUUGUAACACAUACUUAAUUAUUUAAAAAUAAUAAUGGACAUUAAAAGAAGAACAUGUGACAUUUUCUUAUUGGACCAAAACAAAAAUGAGUCUAGAGAGUACUCACUAAUGAGUACCUAAUUAUUAUUCAUCCUUGAAUAAAUGCUAUGUAAUUUACAAAAUAAUCAUUUACUUUUUAUUUAUUUAUUGUUUUGAAUAAAUUUUAAGAUUGUAGAAGCCAAAUAUAUGAUCUGAACCUUACAAUGUUGAACAAGACUUGCCCAAGUUGAAAUAUCUCCAUCUUCGCUUCUCCAUGAAAUUGAUUAAUACCCCAAAUUUCAGUGGUGUUCCAAAUCUUGAGAGGUUGGAUCUUAUGUAUUGUAAAAAUUUAGUUGAGAUUCACCUGUUUGUUGCAUUCCUCAAAAGACAUAAAAGUUUGAAUCUUAGGGGUUGUGAAAACAUUAAGAGCCUCCCAAAUGAGUUUGAAAUGGUUCUCUUGAAUCUUUAUGGCUUGGUGGCUGCUCAAAUGUGAAAAAGAUUCCUGAAUUUGGGGAGCUGAUGAAGAAUGUGUCUGAGAUGAUCUUAAGUGAGACAGCAAUCGAGAAAAUACAUUCAUCAAUUGGACAUCUGGUGGGCCUUAAGGAGUUGUGUCUAAUGGAUUGCAAAAAUCUCUUGAACCUUCCGAGGGCUAUUUGUAAUUUGAAGUCUCUUAGACAUCUCGAUGUGGGUGGAUGCUCGAAGAUUGACAAACUCCCAGGAGACAUGGAUCACUUAGAGAGGCUUGAUUGUCGAGACACAAUGACAGAGCCGCUUGUGGGUAUGAAAAAUCUCAGAUUUCUAGUAUUUGAGGGAUCGGGCGCUAAAGCAAGGGAGCGGUGGGGCCAUCUCUUGUCAUUUCGACUCGGAAAGAGUCGUCCUGAUCCUCCUGAUUGGGGUUUGGUGUUGUCUUCUCUAAAUCGUUUACACUCUUUGAGACAGUUAUAUCUAGUAGAUGUUGAACUCUGUGAAGGAGAUAUCCCCGAUGAUAUUGGCUGCUUGUCCUUUUUGGAAAGAUUGGAUAUUAGUGGAAAUAAUUUCGUCAGUCUACCUGAAAGCAUUAGACACCUUUCUAAGCUCAAGUAUCUUGGUUUGGAGGGGUGCAAAAGCCUUCAAGAAUUGCCACCUCUUCCAUCAAAUGUGUAUGUAUAUCUAGAUAAUUGUACAUCCUUAAAAAGAUUGACAGAUGCAUCCAAGUUGAGCAGCAGAUUCACCAAUUUGUAUGACUUUGACUUCACUUGCAUGAAUUGCAUUGCAUUGGUUCAAGAUGAAGGCUGGAUUAAUACAAUACUCUCAAGGAUUCCAAGAUUUGCCACUCAUCAUGCGGUUCCGCAACCACAUCCCUCCAGAGUGGCUCCAAAAGUUGUAUGGCCUGGAAGUGAAAUUCCAAAGUGGUUCAGUAAUCAGAGUGUGGGAAAUUCAGUAAAUAUGAAGCUUCCGCCACCUUCAUGUACCGACUGGCUGGGGAUUUUGCCUUUUGUCUUGUUUUCCAAAACUUGGUCUAUCCAACUGUCCCUUAUCAUUCUGAUUACAUCGGUAUUUGGUUGUCAAAGAGAUGCGAAAGUAGUAAAGUAGGGUCUUGUGUGUCAGAACACCUUUUGGUAUUUUAUUUCCCUCGUGAAUAUUGUCCUCAAGAACAAAUUUUAUUCGAAACUUACGUUCGUGUUUUUAAAGAAAAAGCAGACUUCAAUAGUGUGAAGAAGUGUGGGGCUCGUUUGGUGUACAAGCAAGAUUUGGAAGAACUAAACCAAACGCUGAAAAUCCUAAAAAGAACACAUGAAUAUAGUGACGAGGAAGCUUCAAGUGGACUUGGAAGUGCUAGCUUCAAGGACACAGAACAAAUCCACAAAAGACAUUGUUACUAGUCACCUUAUAAUAAAUGUAGGCAAGUCCCCAUCGAUUUAUCCCAUCAGCUUUAUUUUCUUUAAAGAUAUUUUUUGCUUUGCCAUCUUAGUCGGUGGAUUCAAUCUCACGAGUUGUAAAGAAGAAGAAAAAUCUGCUUAAUUUCUCAUUGCAACAGUUUUCAUUUCA